AUGGGACUCCUUAAAUCACUUUUAUUCUUCUUGUUCUUUGGAUUUACUGUUCACGUAACAAACACACAGAAAACAGUAUGUAAAGAAGCCAAUAUUGCUGACAUUGUAUUGCUUGUGGAUGGAUCAUGGAGCAUUGGAACAGAAAAUUUUAAAAGCAUGCAAGACUUUUUGUACACCUUGAUAAAUGGCUUUGAUGUUGGCCAAGAUAAGAUCCGAAUUGGUCUUAUCCAGUACAGUGAUGAGCCCCGUACAGAAUUUUAUUUAAACUCCUACAAUAGGAAAGAUGACAUAUUACAGUAUGUACGGACCUUGAAGUACAAAGGCGGGGGCACGAAAACUGGAGAAAGUCUUGAGUUUAUGUUGGAUAAUCACUUCACAGAAAGUGCAGGUGGAAGAGCAAACAAUGGAGUGCCUCAAAUUGCCGUGGUUAUAACUGAUGGACAAUCUCAAGAUAAUAUUAAGGAGCCAUCCAGGAGAGUAAAGGAGGCAGGCAUCACUUUAUAUGCCAUUGGUAUAAAGGAUGCCCUCUUGACGGAGCUUAAUGAAAUAGCCAGCGAUCCAGAUGAGAAAUAUGUUUAUAAUGUGGCUGACUUUACAGCUUUGCAGGGAAUUUCCCAAAACAUGCUCCAGGUUCUGUGCACUACAGUAGAAGAAGCCACCAGGCAGAUGAGUCAGAUUGCCCAAGGUUGUAGAAAAGCCAAUCAGGCAGAUAUUGUUUUCCUUGUAGAGAGCUCCACACGGAUUAAGGAAACUGCUUUCCAAAACGUAAAAUAUUUCCUCCAUGGAUUCGUAUCUAGUCUCGAUGUUGGCAUCACUAAAGUCCGUAUUGGCCUUGCUCAGUACAGUGAUGAGACAGAUACAGUUUUUUUACUUAAUGAAUAUUCCACAAAAAGUGAAAUACUGGAAAGGAUACAAAGCUUAUCAUAUAAAAGAGGGACUGCCUACACUGGAAGGGCUCUAGACAUUGUCAGUAGCAGGUUCUUUACUGAAUCUGCAGGCAGCAGAGCUGCAGAGAACAUUGCCCAAAUUCUUGUUGUAGUCACCAGUGGCAAACCAGCCGAUGAGGUGAAACAGCCAGCAAGAAAAUUAAAAUCCAGAGGCAUCUCUGUUUAUGUCACUGGUCCUAAUAUUAAAGACAUUUUUGAGGUACAGGAGUUGGCUAGUAAGCCAAGCAGGAAGUUCAUUUACCCCCAAGAGAGUUUUGAUGCUGCUGAAGAUGUGACUGCAAAACUCCUGAGUAACAUAUGUUCCAACAUUGUCACAAAAAUUCAAGCAUCUUCAAAACGUUAUGCAGAUAUUGUUUUCCUGGUUGACUCUUCUUCCAGCAUUGGAACUGCAGUAUUUCAGCAGAUUAAAGCAUUCAUUACAAGAAUAAUUGAACAACUUGAUGUGGGUAUUAAUAAAUAUCGUGUUGGACUGGCACAGUACAGUGGGACCGCACAGACAGAGUUCUUACUGAACACCCAUGACACCAAGCAACAGGUUACAGGUCAUGUUAAAAACAUUACCUUCAGAGGUGGCCCUUUAAACACAGGAAGUGCUUUGGAUUACUUGCACACAACCUUUUAUGUAGAAGAAGCUGGGAGUCGCAUUAACCAAGGACUACCACAGUUUGCAGUUAUCAUAACCUCUGCAAAAUCUCAAGAUAUUGUCACCACACAUGCCCAGCAGCUAAAAAGUAUUGGAGUAACAACUAUUGCAGUUGGCAUUCGGAACUCAGAAAGAGAAGAAUUAGAAGAAAUAGCAACAGAUCCUUUUGUUUUCCAACUGAGUGAUUUGCGAGGAAUAGGGGAUGUAGAGCAGGAAGUAGUCAAUGCUGUUGCCACACAGGAAAUGCUACAGUUUGCUGUUAUACCAAAUGCUCCAGCAGUUUGCAGCAGUGCCUCUCUGGCUGAUAUUGUUUUCGUGAUUGAUGAAUCCAGUGGUAUUGGUAAUACCAACUUUCAGCUAACAAGAGUGUUUUUGCACAAGGUUAUCAAUAGUUUGGAGAUUGGCUUCAACAAAGUUCGGGUGGGCUUAGUUCUGUAUAGUGACCAGCCCAACCUGGAGUUUAAACUGGAUACCUUUAAGGAAAAAUAUGAAAUUCUGGACUACAUAACUAAACUGCCCUACAGAGGAGGAGAGGCACACACUGGAGCUGCCCUUAAUUUUGUCAGAAAGGAGCUCUUCUCUCAGGAAAAUGGUGGCAGAGCACACCAAGGUGUUCAGCAAAUUGCUGUGGUUAUGACCAGUGGGCAAUCAAAAGAUAAUUCAACUAAACCAGCAGCAAAACUAAGACGACGGGGAGUGGAAGUUUUUGCUGUUGGUUUUCAAAAUGCUAACAAAACAGAGCUGAAAAGCAUAGCAUCAUACCCACCACGGAAACACGUUACAAAUGUGAAGUCCUUUCUCCAGCUUUCAAAUAUUGAGCUUAGAUUAAAGAAGCUCCUGUGUCAGGAGAUCAUUGUUCAUUCAUUUUCAGUCCCAGCACUAGCCCGGACUAUAAAGGAUGGUUGCGUGGAUACAGAAGAAGCUGAUAUUUACUUUUUGAUUGAUGGUUCGGGUAGCAUUUACCCAGAAGACUUUGAAGAUAUGAAGAAUUUCAUGACUGAAGUAGUGGGUAUGUUUCAAAUCGGACCAAACAGAGUGCGCUUUGGAGUAGUGCAAUACUCUGACAACCCAAGAGUGGAAUUCACUAUCAAUAUGUUCACUGCACAGAAGACUCUAAAAGAAGCAAUAAAACAAAUCUACCAGCUUGGAGGGGGGACCCAAACAGGGAAGGCUCUGCAAUCAAUGAAAAGUCUCUUUGCUACAGCUGAAAGUGAACGGCCCAAUAAAGUUCCCCAGUCCUUGAUCGUCAUUACAGAUGGAGAGUCUCAAGACCAGGUGACUGAAGCUGCAGCAGAAAUUAGAGGAGAAGGCAUCACUGUAUAUGCCAUAGGUGUCAAAAAUGCCAUACAACAACAGCUGGAAGACAUAGCUGGGAGCAAAGACAAAAUGUUUUUUGUUGAUAAUUUUGAUUCUCUGGAUGUGAUCAAACAUGAACUGACUCGAGAUUUGUGUACACCAGAAGCCUGCAAGAACAUGAGAGCGGAUAUCCUGUUUCUGACUGACAGUUCUGGCAGUAUCAAUAACAAUGAUUAUGAGAGGAUGAAAGAAUUCAUGAACUCCCUAGUUAAGCAGUCUGACAUCGGUCCAGAUAAAGUUCAAAUUGGCUUAAUCCAGUUUAGUUCUGAAACCAGAGAAGAGUUUCCACUAAACAAGUACACAAAGAAACAUGAAAUUCAAGAUGCCAUUUCGAGCAUGCAGAAAUUGGACCAAGGAACCUUGACUGGAGCCGCUUUACAAAAUGCAUUGCCAUAUUUCAGCUCUGCCAGGGGAGGAAGAUCAAAAACAAAACAAUAUCUUAUUAUAAUCACAGAUGGAGAGUCCUCAGAUCCAGUAGCAAAACCAGCUGCUGCUAUUAGGAGCAAAGGUGUUGACAUUUAUGCCAUUGGUGUACUGGAUGCAAACAACACACAGCUGUUGGAGAUUGCAGGAAAGCAAGAUCGUGUAUUCCUUGAGGAGAGUUUUGAUGCCCUGGCCUUUCUGAAUAAGCAGAUCAUGUUUGAGAUUUGCAGUCCUGAAGAUUCAUGCAAAAGGACAGAGGUUGCAGACAUCAUAUUUUUAGUGGAUGCCUCUGCAAGCAUCACUGUUUCCCAGUUUAAAAUUAUGCAAAGAUUUAUGGAAGCUGUAGUAAAUGACUCCGUGGUUGGAAAGGAAAAUGUGCAGUUUGGUGUCGUGACCUAUGCCACAACACCUGCAGAAAAAUUCUCUUUGAAUGCCUAUUCUACCAAACCUGAAGUCCGAAAGGCUAUACAUGAUUUAAAACGACUAAAAGGACUUACCUAUACUGCAACAGCUUUAGAGUACACCCAACAAAGGUUUAAUACAAUUUAUGGUGGUCGUCUUGGAGUCACACGGAUUAUAAUUCUCAUCACGGAUGGGGCAACAACUGCUGAAGACAGACCCAAAUUAGAUACAGUACCUCAAUCUUUGAGAGACAAUGGCACUAUAAUCUUUGCUGUUGGAGUUGGUGGAGCCAAACGGGAAGAGCUUGAGAAAAUUGCUGGACAGCCAAAUAGAUGGUUCUUAGUAGAUAAUUACAACAGCCUAGAAGGUUUGCAUGAGAAUAUAACACACAUUGUUUGUGAUCAAUCUAAACCAGCUUGUGCUCAUCAACAGCUUGACCUUGUGUUUUUGAUUGAUGGUUCUGCAAGUAUUACCCCAAGUGACUUCGAAACAUCAAAGGUUUUCAUGAAAGAGAUAGUAGACAGUUUCACUAUUGCAGAAAACAGGGUACGUAUUGGGGUGGCUCAGUACAGCGAGGGCCCACAGAAGGAAUUCUUCUUGAAUGAGCACUACUCCAGCUCAAAAAUGAAAGAUCAUAUUGACCAAAUAGUUCAGCUGAAUCAGAAUACCUACACAGGAAAAGGCCUCAAGUUUGUCAAACAGUUUUUUGAUCCUGUUAAUGGGAGUCGUAAAAACCAAAAUGUUCCUCAGUAUUUAAUAGUCAUGACAGAUGGUGAGUCUCAUGAUACUGUAGACGAAGAGGCUGCUGAACUGAGGAACAAUGGAAUUAAAAUCUUCUCUAUUGGAAUCGGUCUCAAAAACAGCUUUGAGCUUAUUCAGAUUGCCGGAAAUCCAAACAAUGUUUUUUUGGUUGAAAACUUUAAUGUUCUGGACUCAAUCAAAAGGAAAAUUGUGUCUCAAGUCUGUGAGCAAACAGAUGAACCUUCCAAAGAUUGCAGCAUAGACAUUACAGUGUCGGUUGACUACUCAAAAAGAAUUACACCAUCCACUACAUCUGUUCUGCAGAAAAAACUUAACCGUUUCCUCCCUGAAGUGUUACAGCAUAUUUCUACCAUGAGCAACCUGAGCUGUACAUCUGGGUCACCAUUAAACAUACAAUUUAGAUAUGCAGUUCCCAGACAAGAUUUCACAUUUCACUUUGAAUCUGAUUUUGAAAAAUAUAAUGAAGACAUUCUUAGGAAGUUCAUUGAAGUCCAGUCAACAGUUGACAGCUUUUUAAAUGUCCAGUUCCUAGAAGCACUUUGGCGGAAAAUGAAGACUUUGCCUGAGCAGAAGACAAAAAUCAUACUAAUUUUUACGGAUGGACUCGAUGACUCCAUAACAGCGCUAAAGAAGACUUCAGAAUCCCUUCGCAGGCAAGGGUUGGAUGGAUUAUUGUUGGUUGGACUGGAAGGUGUGCCGAAUUUGAAAGAAUUACAGAAACUUGAGUUUGGACGAGGAUUCUCCUACGAACAGCCCCUAAGCAUUGGAAUUUAUGACUUGCCAAGUAUUAUGCUAAAAGAAAUAGACACAGUUGCUGAAAGAAAAUGCUGCAAAGUAAUUUGUAAAUGUCUUGGGCAGGCUGGUACUCGUGGCCUUCCUGGUCCUCCAGGUUCAAAGGGACGAUUUGGUGAAAAAGGAUCCCAAGGACAUCCUGGGGAAGAAGGCGGAACUGGUGACAGAGGGCCACAUGGAUUGAAUGGAACACGGGGAGAAGAUGGAUGCCCAGGAGCCAGAGGACUAAAGGGUGCCAGAGGCUUUAGAGGGGACAAGGGGGAUGAUGGGGAGAAUGGAAUUGAUGGUGUACCCGGAGAACAGGGUGAGCAUGGAACAUCUGGAUUGACAGGAGAGUCCGGGAGCCCUGGAAGUCAGGGGAAAAAAGGACCUCGAGGAGAAUCAGGAGAAAGGGGUGAACCUGGAUUUAGAGGAGACCUUGGGGAGCCUGGAAUUAAUGACAAUGUACCUGGACCAAAAGGACGGAAAGGAAAUCAAGGGCGACAGGGUGAACCAGGGCAAGAUGGCGUACAAGGAGAAACUGGAGAUGAUAGUCCAGAGGGUCCACAAGGCCGCAGAGGACCUCCUGGAUCGAAGGGUGAACAGGGAAUUCCUGGGCAGCAAGGAAACCCAGGAGAAAAUGGACUUCAAGGCAUACAGGGCCCCAAAGGUUUAUCUGGUCCACCAGGAUCACGGGGAGAGAAAGGGUUACCAGGACCUCAGGGAUCUACAGUAUCCAAAACCAUGAGGAGAACGGGUAAAGCAACCCAGGCUCCCAAGCCGCUCAAGGGAGCAAGCUCUCAACCAACGCGCAGCCUGCCAGAACUGUUCCGAACUCAACCGCCUGAACGACAUGUGGAGAGAGAGACGCCAUCUUCUCCCGAGGGAUACUCGCCGCACAGUAGCCUGAGCAGAGAGUCCCUUCCCGAACACCCAUCACAUCAGGAUUUGAUCGCUCUGAUGGGACAGAUGCCCUGCAUGUCAGACCUCCACUCUAUUGCAGCGGACAUCAAGGCCACGCUCACUGCGGCUCUAUCAGAGCUAAAAGCCGACCUACACUCUGUGGCAAACCGCCUUCAUGAGGUUGAAGAAACGACCCUUAAACGAAGCCACCUGAUGCACAUCGCACACAACACCCGCUUACUUGAGAUCUCAAUCCCAAAUCUUCUAAAAGCGUUCAACGAAUUUGCAAUACUCUCCUCUUUUAAAAUUAACUUCUCUAAAUCGGCAGCGCUUAACAUAUCCCUCCCAGACGAGUCAGUCCAAUUUUGCAAAACCAAUUUUCCUUUCACUUGGGCUCAUUCAGCCAUUACAUACCUGGGGAUAGAGCUUCCCACAGACUUACUGAACCUUUAUCCCCUUAACUUCGCCACCCUAAUAACACGUGUGCGCAACGAUCUAAAAGAAUGGACCAAACUGCGCUAUUCCUGGUUUGAUUUAUCCUCAAACCUUGGCCCCCUCACUCCGAUCCGCAUGAACCCAGCCUUCCCCCCGGGGCAGCACUCCGCGUUCCUGGCCCGCUGGUCCCCAGACAAAUCUCCGACCGCAAAUUUGUUCUUUGACCGCCAGGGAAAGUUCCGGACCCUAUCAGAUCUAAAUGCCAACAGCCAGGCUAACCCCAUGCCUUUAUGGACAUAUUUCCAAAUUCGCCACUACCUUACCGCACACAACAUUAGACCACGAGUGAUUAGACCUCUAAGCCACUUUGACAAACUAUGCAACUCUCAUGGAAGAAUUACGCAUUUGAUAUUCGAGACGUAUGGCUUGCUGUCCGACUCCCCCUCGCAGCCCUCUCCGGCCUCUGAGGCUUGGAAUAGAGACUUGUCCAUCUCCCUCUCACCACAGGACUGGGAGAAGAUGGACAACCUAUUGUUGAAAGGUUCAUCAAACGUCCAAAUCCAAGAGACCAACUACAAGAUUCAGUCGAGGUGGUAUAAAACACCUGAGGGAACGCCUGGUGUUGUUGGUGCUCCUGGGGCCCCUGGCAGUCAAGGAUCUCAAGGUCAAAAAGGAGAACCAGGUGACAUCGGAGAAAAGGGUGACACCGGGGUUUCAGGAGGUCGAGGUUUGCCGGGCGUAGAUGGCAUUGAUGGAUAUGGUGCUCCUGGAAAAAAGGGAGAGAGGGGUCACCUAGGAUUCCCUGGCUACCCUGGUCCUCAGGGUGAUGAUGGUGAUCCUGGUACUCCUGGAGGUCGUGGUCCUAAAGGAAGCAGGGGUCGGAGGGGUAAUUCUGGUGGAUCAGGGGAAAAUGGUGGUCCAGGGGAGAGAGGACCUCCUGGACCUGGGGGUUCCAAAGGACCACCAGGUCCAGUUUCCUUCACAACUUGUGAACUUGUACAAUUUACAAAAGAGAAUUGCCCUUGCUUCUCAGGUCCUUCCAAAUGCCCAGUUUAUCCAACGGAAGUAGUGUUUGCUCUUGAUUCCUCUCAAGAUGUUCCACCUGCAGGCUUUCAAAGAAUGAAGAAUAUAAUCAUUUCUCUUAUAGAAAACAUGGAAAUCAGUGAGAGUAAUUGCCCCAAAGGGGCCCGUGUUGCAGUGGUCACUUACAGCAAUACAGUUAAACAUCUCAUUCGUUUUUCUGACUUCAAGAACAAAAAUCGGCUUUUGGAAGAAAUUCGAAAGAUUCCACUUGAAAGGACCACAGCUCCAAGAAACAUUGGAGAAGCUAUGAGAUUUGUGGGUAGAAACAUGUUCAAGCGUAUUAGAUAUGGCGUUCUCAUGAGAAAAGUUGCCUUUUUUUUUGCUAAUGGAAAAUCACAAGAUGCUACUUCAAUAAACACAGCUGUUUUGGAACUUGGUGCUCUCAACAUAGCCCCAGCAGUUAUUGCCUUUGAUGAUGUACCCAAUGUCAAGACAGCCUUUGCGGUGGAAGGGUUAGAAAGCGCCGGAGGAAAGGUGGGGUUCCUCAAGAAAGACAUUAGAGGUAGGUGUGGGGAAGUGAGGGCCAUUUUUUUGUUUAAGACGUCCCAAAUGCGCAGUGAGAAGGAAGUGAUGGGAUUUAGUGGUGAGGGCCUCCGCUUAGGUUGA
Nanorana parkeri is the source of this 8331-nucleotide messenger RNA. Its product is annotated as collagen alpha-6(VI) chain-like. NCBI's taxonomy places the organism in Eukaryota, Metazoa, Chordata, Amphibia, Anura, Dicroglossidae. The coding region runs from base 1 to 8331 and encodes 2776 amino acids. The transcript has 37 exons. The record is from RefSeq and is a predicted model, not a curated record.